UGCAGCAGUACUGACUCGACAGCUGGAGCGAGAAAGCGCUUGAACUUUGCAAGCAUCGAGGAAACGUUUCGCAGUAGGCAAGAUGGAAUCGUUAGUUGAAUAAAUUAAAAAUCGAUCGAUUCCGGUGUUUGAUCUUCGAAUGAACAUUCGCGAACGAUUAUUCAGAGCAAACUGUCAAAAUUUAUGCGAUAAAAAAACAGUAAAAUAAAAGACAACGAUGGAGCUGUCUUUCGUUGCUAGUACAGUGAGUGUAAUCUUGCUUGUUUAUCUCUUCUACAAAUACUUCAUUGAGAUAAACAACUAUUGGGAGAAAAAAGGUGUCCCGACGGUCCCCGGUGCCCUUCCAUUGAUUGGUCACCUGUCCAUGAUAUUUCGGACCCACAAAUCACUUCCUUGCUUCUGCGCUGAAAUUUACAAGGCGAACACAGGUCGAAGCAUGGUUGGAUUCUAUCAAGCACGAAAUCCUACGCUCAUGCUCAUGGAUCCGGAGCUCAUAAAGACAGUGCUGAUCAAGGAUUUUCCGAAGUUUCACGAGAACGUGUUCAACGUGAACGAAAAAAUCGAUCCACUCGUCUCCAAAAAUCCUUUCUUCACCUCCGGUGAUAAAUGGAAGCUGCAACGCAAUCGUCUCUCUUACGCUCUCAUGUCGAGCAAGAAACUCCGUAUUUUGUGCCUCGCGAUCGCCAGAGUGUGCGAAAAAUUCACGAAAUAUUUAGCCGAUCAAGUCGAACGUUCGAAAGACGGUAUUUGCGAGAUCGAUACUAAGAUAUUCAGCAAUUGUUUCACCGGCGAAGUAGUAGCGAGUGCGGGAUUCGGGGUCGAGGGUGAUUUCUUCGUUAAUGGAUCUGGACCAAAUUCGUUUCGCGAAGCUGUAGAAGGUUUUAUGGAGCCGAGUUUCUUGAACAGUUUCAUGCAAACAAUGCUCUUCUUAUGUCCGCGCUUAAAUACAGUUUUGCAGCUUCCUUUUCUGCCGAAGAAAAUGGACAGUUUCUUCCGGCGUAUCAUUCGUGAGAUGAUCAGCCUUCGGGAAAAGGACGGAAUUCCCCGCAACGACUUUCUGCAGCUGAUGCUGGAGAACUCGAAGAGCAAGAGCGAGGAAAUUGACGAGGAAUCGAUAGCCGCGAGCGCGACAUCUUUUUUCCUUGAUGGUUACGAAACCUCGGCGAUAACUCUGGGCUUCUUCGCUUAUCAGUUGGCCGAAAAUCCAGACGUACAAACAAAAUUGAGGGACGAAGUUAAUACGAUUCUCGAAAAACACGAGGGGCAAAUGAGUUACGAGUGCCUCGGAGAAAUGACGUACAUGGACCAAGCGCUCAACGAGUCGAUGAGAUUGUACCCGGCUCUUGGUGUUCUCCAGAAAAAAUCCAGCGAACCUUUGAAAAUCGUAGGCGAAGAUGGCAUCGAAUGCACGCUCGAACCCAACACCGACCUCGUCAUUUCGGUUCAAGGGAUCCACAGAGACCCAAAAUAUUGGCCGAACCCAAAUAUUUUCGACCCCGAGAGGUUCAACGACGAACGCAAACACGAACGUCCUAAAAUGGCUUUUUUGCCAUUCGGCGAAGGCCCUAGAAUUUGCGUUGGCAUGAGAUUCGCUUUGUUGCAAAUAAAAGCAGCCGCUAGCAUGAUCCUCAAGGAAUUCAGCAUUGAAAAAUCCUCGAAAAAUAACCGACCGUUGGUUUACGGCCCCGGGGCAAUACUCACCAGCAUAGAGGGAGGCGUUUGGGUUAAAUUGAGGUCCCUCAAACGACCUUGACUCUGUUACUAUCUAUCAACUAUUUGUGACAAUAUUUGAAGUUUAAAUAACACCUCGUUUUCAAAUAAAAAUUCAUUUCGUUACCUUGA
Venturia canescens is the source of this 1842-nucleotide messenger RNA. RefSeq names its product cytochrome P450 6a2-like. The record is from RefSeq and is a predicted model, not a curated record. Gene Ontology annotation, molecular function: iron ion binding; monooxygenase activity; oxidoreductase activity, acting on paired donors, with incorporation or reduction of molecular oxygen. Lineage: Eukaryota; Metazoa; Arthropoda; Insecta; Hymenoptera; Ichneumonidae. The transcript has a single exon. The coding region runs from base 218 to 1753 and encodes 511 amino acids.